GCCGCAGCCGGGCGACUUGAGUGCCACGACUGCGCAUGCUUCCCGCAAGCGCGAGGCUUGGCGGGGCGCGGCACUGGAUGGGGCGGGCCGGGCCCUGACUUGUCUGUCGGUUACUGGGCCGGCGUGAGCGCGCGAGGCUUGGGAGUGGCACAGGGAGGAGCUUAGUCCCAGUGGACGCUGCGGGUCUCUGCUCCGCGUCAUUGUGCGCGCGGGAUUGAGGUCGUCUUAGGUGAGGAGGUCGCGCCGGAAGUGGCACUGGCCGUGGUGUUUCAGUGUUGUAAGGAGACUGGCGGAGUUUUGUUAAGGGGAAGCGGAACGGCACGGCUCCCUCCAGCUUCGCUUCCGUAGCCAUGGCAAAAGGCAGAGUCGCGGAACGAUCGCAGGCGGGGGCACUCCACACGACCCCCGUGGGGGAUAGGGCAGCAGGGACGCGAGGUCCCCUGGCGCCGGGCGGCGGAGACCACCUGAAGGAAAAAGCCUGGGCAGAAGGUGGAUCAGCAAGAAUGUCACUCCUUAUAUUGGUGUCCAUUUUCUUAUCUGCAGCUUUUGUUAUGUUUUUGGUGUAUAAAAAUUUUCCUCAGCUUAGUGAAGAAGAAAGAGUGAAUAUGAAGGUUCCCAGAGAUAUGGAUGAUGCCAAGGCUCUAGGAAAAGUUUUAUCCAAAUAUAAAGACACCUUUUAUGUUCAAGUACUUGUAGCUUACUUUGCUACAUAUAUUUUCUUGCAAACAUUUGCUAUUCCAGGCUCUAUAUUUCUCAGUAUACUCUCAGGAUUUCUUUAUCCCUUUCCACUAGCCUUAUUUCUUGUUUGUUUGUGCUCCGGACUCGGUGCCUCUUUCUGCUAUAUGCUCUCCUAUUUAGUUGGAAGACCAGUUGUGUACAAAUACCUAACAGAGAAAGCAGUAAAAUGGUCACAGCAGGUUGAACGUCAUAGAGAACAUCUCAUUAACUACAUCAUAUUUUUGAGAAUAACACCAUUUCUGCCUAAUUGGUUUAUUAAUAUCACAUCUCCUGUGAUAAAUGUGCCAUUGAAAGUGUUUUUUAUUGGCACCUUUCUAGGUGUUGCACCUCCUUCUUUUGUAGCAAUUAAGGCAGGAACAACAUUGUACCAGCUGACAACAGCAGGGGAAGCUGUUUCCUGGAACUCAGUAUUUAUUCUGAUGAUUUUGGCUGUUCUUUCUAUUUUGCCAGCUAUCUUCCAAAAGAAACUAAAGCAGAAAUUUGAGUAAAAAAAAAUCAGAUUUUUAGUUUUGCCAUCAUCAUCAUCUCAGGAUUAGCAGGUGCAUCCAUUUAUGUUUUAAAAUCACCUCUUCAAUAAUUGAAACAAGGAAUUUGUGAAAUAAAAUUUCCUAUCAGAUAAUAAAAUAAUACAUUUAAAUGGCAAGGGGGAGGAGGAGUAAAAGUGGAAAUUGGUAUAGUAUGAAAAGUACUGUCAAUAAUUAAGGUAGAAAUUUUAUAUAGACAUCUUAUAAAUUAUUAUAUCAAGGGUAGCUAUAGAUAAUAGCAUGGUAGGAAAUUCUUGAUCCAACUGAUUCAUUCCAUUUAAUUGAAUAAUUUUCUCUCUUAUCUCUUACUAAUAACUAAAAUAGAUACUUAAAAAUUCUAGAUUUUUAAAAAUAGCAUUUAAGUUUUUGCUAAUGUUAGCCUUUUUUGAGAGCAUAAACCGGGAAAACUAAAGCUUAAAGAGAUUUACAUUUUCUUUUUUUUACCUUUGUGGUAAUGGAUUUAUUUAAAGCUUGCAUCUUAGUAGACCACUGUAUAUGGGAAAAGUAUAAAGUUAUCUAUUUUGUGAAUUUUAUUUUUGUUUUUCUGUUUUAGAUUUUUAUCAUGAAUUAGUCUGAAAUUUAAAAUUCUGGGCAGUCUGUUUUCUUCCUUUUUUCUAGUUUUUACAGUAUUUCCACCUUGCAUUUACAAAAGGGGAUUACAUAACUGUAUCGUAUUUGGUGUUAAUAAUUUAUAUUCAGAUAAUAUUUUGUUACAGGGCCCCUUUAAUGUCUCCAAAGGGGAUCUGAAAAGCAAACACUCAAAAGUAUACAGUUUUUAGACAUUAGGUGCAUUAUUUUAUGUUUUGUAACAAAUAGUAUCCAUAUAACACUGAAGUAGAUAAAUAGAGUUUGUUCCAAUGAUUGUAAAAUUUACCUUGUUUAUUUAUUCUGGUCAUUAAGGAAUGUAUUAUGUAGUUCUUUUUAUGCAUGAUACACUUCUAAGAAUGCCCUUUUUUUGUUUUUAUUGAUGGCUUUUUUGUUUGGGGCUGCUUUUGAUUAAUGCGGUUUCCCAAUUUAGUCUUUUUACUUUUUCUAUUUCACAAAGUAAUCUUCUCACAUGGUAACUCUACUGUAUUUAAGUAGUUCUGGAAAAACUAAACUGCUUUUUGCAGCUUGGUUAAAUGGUAAUGCCCUGAUUCCUUGAUUCUAGGACAUAGCCAAUCUAAAGUACUCUUGUCAGUUUUACCUUCACCCAAGACUGUCAUUAUGUUGAAAAGUACUUUACCUCUGAAAAAUCCUUGUAUGUUUUUAUUGUGAGAAGUAUAAUCGUUCUCAGAGCCUAUUUCUACUACAUAAUGUGGACGGAUUCAUUAUUUUUUCUAUCACAGUAUUAACAAAUGGAUUUAUUGUAAAUACAAAAAAUAUAUUGAUUAUUAUAAUAUUCUUGUGUCACCUGGCCUUUUGUGUGAAGUUAUUUAUUGUAUUUUUAGCAAGGUUUUCUUCCUUUCUUCUUGACCAGAGACUGACUGAUAAAGCUUUUGUUAUUUUUACAAAGAACUUAAAAUGUAGCUUUUUUGGACAAAUUCACUAAAUAUUACUGUAUAAAAUGUAAUUGAGUACAUUUUUAUCAGAAUUUUAAAAAUAAAAGUAAGAGCUUGGACUCAAGGAGAAGCCUCAGUAUUUACUCCGGUGUGUGUAUAUUGUACUUACUCUAUUCUCAGAGUAUCUUUCCUGUCCUUACCGUUGAUUCUUUUCCUUGCUAAUUUUUUUUUUCUGUUAGAAAACUGUAGCUACAACUUUAGGUGGGAUAUAUUCUCUUUUCCCAAGAGAAUAGCCAAUCUUCCAGACUCAUCAUCAUUGACUCUCAAGAAAGAAGCCUUCAGCAGGCUGAACCCUGAAUGCAGUUGAUGGCCUAUAUUCAUGGAUUCACAGACUUGGACUGAUGCCAAAUGUAAAUUCAUGCUUCAGCCACAUCUUGAAGACAUUUAUAUAGUAAUAACCACAAGGGAUCAAGCAUCUGUGGUGGGGAGAAAGUGAGACUGUUUCCUUCUUAGUUGAUGGUCUCUGUGGAGCUCUGUUAGAGUAUAUUUCUGAGACACUUAAUAAAUGCAGACUAAAAUGUAAUAAGAAUAAAUUGUACUGGAGAAACUUAAA
Messenger RNA from Lemur catta (Ring-tailed lemur), 3356 nucleotides. RefSeq names its product transmembrane protein 41B (gene TMEM41B). NCBI's taxonomy places the organism in Eukaryota, Metazoa, Chordata, Mammalia, Primates, Lemuridae. The record is from RefSeq and is a predicted model, not a curated record. Bases 351 to 1226 code for a protein of 291 amino acids. Gene Ontology annotation, cellular component: endoplasmic reticulum membrane. The transcript is spliced from 7 exons.